This is a messenger RNA of Parathielavia appendiculata, 631 nucleotides long. Its product is annotated as glia maturation factor beta. Gene Ontology annotation, molecular function: actin binding; Arp2/3 complex binding. The record is from RefSeq and is a predicted model, not a curated record. Gene Ontology annotation, cellular component: actin cortical patch. Lineage: Eukaryota; Fungi; Ascomycota; Sordariomycetes; Sordariales; Chaetomiaceae. The transcript is spliced from 4 exons. Gene Ontology annotation, biological process: negative regulation of Arp2/3 complex-mediated actin nucleation; actin filament debranching. Bases 152 to 580 code for a protein of 142 amino acids.
CACUCCAGGGCUGCGGGGCACUCUCACGAACACCCGACCCCACCUUGCCUCGACAUCAACCCGACCUAGAUCCCAAAUGCUCGGUAUAGUGAAGGCUGUCUGUGCCAUUGAUAUCGAGGAAGCUACAUUGUAAAAGACAAGGAUCGACGCCAUGACCUCCGAAGCACGUCUAUACACUUUUUCGCAAGAGACAAAGGACCACCUGCGUAAGUUCCGUCUGGGGACAUCGCGGGCCAACGAUCCACAAGCAGUCAUCUACAUGAUCGAUAAGCAAACCAAGGAAAUCCGACGGGAUGAGGACGAGACAGUCUACAAAUCGCUCGAGGAGCUCGCCGACGACCUACCCGACCACUCGCCCCGCUUUAUCCUGUUGAGCUAUCCGUUGACGCUGCCCUCGGGCCGGCUCUCGGUUCCCUACGUCAUGCUCUACUACCUGCCCACGACAUGCAACAGCGAGAUGCGCAUGCUGUACGCCGGGGCCAAGGAGCUGAUGCGGAACACGAGCGAGGUGACGCGGAUCAUCGAUCUGGAGAGCCCUGAGGAGCUGGAGGAGGUUCCUGCCAAACUGGCGGCCGCUUGAGGACGUAAAGGACAAAGGGGGUGUCGUGGACAUUACGAGACUGUAUAUCUU